Messenger RNA from Torulaspora globosa, 1242 nucleotides. RefSeq names its product Msi1p (gene MSI1). The record is from RefSeq and is a predicted model, not a curated record. The coding region runs from base 1 to 1242 and encodes 413 amino acids. The transcript has a single exon. Gene Ontology annotation, molecular function: histone binding. Gene Ontology annotation, biological process: regulation of gene expression. Gene Ontology annotation, cellular component: Rpd3L complex; cytoplasm; Rpd3L-Expanded complex. Lineage: Eukaryota; Fungi; Ascomycota; Saccharomycetes; Saccharomycetales; Saccharomycetaceae.
AUGUCGCAAGAGAAUGAUGAUAUCCCUGGUAAUCAACCAAUAGACGAGGAAAGGCAGCAGCGUUAUAUUAAGUGGAAGAAAAACACCAGGCUGCUCUACGAUUAUCUCAACACAAACAGCAGUAAAUGGCCUUCACUAACGUGUCAAUUCUUCCCGGAUCUGGACACAACCACGGACACCCACAGACUAUUGCUAUCCUCCUUCACAUCAUCGCAGUUACCUGACGAUGAAUCGCUAUAUAUUGCAAAGAUUUCGACUCUGGGGCACCUCAGCUGGUCGUCGUUGAACAACUUUGACAUGGAUGAGAUGGAAUUCAAGCCCGACAACUCGACAAAACUGCCUCCAAAGAACCUCGUCAGCGAGAUCUCGAUACGGUUCCCCGGUGGCGAUUGUAACAGGGCCCGCUACCUCCCACAGAACCCAGAUGUCAUAUCCGCCGCAUCCUCGGAUGGAUCGAUCUACGUCUUUGACAGAACGAAACAUGGAACCACCGUUAGUCGGUCGGCUACACCGAAACCGUACGAGAUCAGACUGUCGACGGCGUCUGAUAUAGUUCAUGUCGACCAAUUAAACGAGGCAGUCUCGCUCGACUGGAAUCGAAGGAAAGAAGGUUUGCUUGCCUCGUGUUACGCUGGCGGCCAAAUACUAGUAUGGGAUAUAUCGCAGUAUGCGCGCUCCAAUCCACUGAUAGACACGCCUGUGUGCUCGUUGCAGUUCGAUACUGAAGGCGCCAACGACGUUACUUGGAUGCCCUCGCAUGACUCUCUGCUGGCUGCCUGCGGCGAGUCCAAUACAGUUGCGCUCUACGAUACAAGAACCGGGACCAGCGUGUCAGCCACACAAGCGCACCUCCACGCCGGCGGUGCCAAUUCAUGCGAUUUCAACCCCCACAACGACUUCCUUCUCGCCUCUGCAGACGGCAAUGGGUCGCUAAACCUGUGGGACAUAAGAAAACUCGACCGUUCGCCCAUACAGACAAUAGUGCACGGUUCCUCGGUCUCUACAAUCAAGUGGAACCCAAAGAUGGAGACGGUCAUCGCGCUGGCAGGCCAAGACGACGGUCUUGUCAAGCUGUGGGACGCCGCAAGCGGCCAACUCAUCUUUACCCAUGGAGGCCACAUGCUUGGUGUCAACGACAUCGCCUGGAGCCCGCACGACCCGCAUCUGAUGUGCUCGGUGUCAAACGACAACUCAGUCCACGUCUGGAGGCCUUCGUCGCACCUAAUUGAAGCUCAAAAUUGA